This is a messenger RNA of Sus scrofa (pig), 1636 nucleotides long. Lineage: Eukaryota; Metazoa; Chordata; Mammalia; Artiodactyla; Suidae. The record is from RefSeq and is a predicted model, not a curated record.
CACAAAUGACCUAUAGGUUUCCCAAUUCCUUCUAAGAGACAUACCACAAGACAGGGGAGGAAAUUCAGGAGAAAAAAAAAAAAAAGGAAGAUACCGAGCUGAAAUGUCCUUGUCAUGCAAUCCGUGCGGCAGCUCUCAGACGAGGAAGAGACCUGUCAGAGGGCUCAGAUGUGGGGACAGCGGGACACAGCCCGGAGGAAUGCAGGUGUGGCUGCCAAAAAAAAAAAAAGACUCCCCCAUGAAAUCGGAUUUUCUCUCCUCCCAGUGCUUGCUCAUCCCGCAGGCUGCCCCAGGCGUCUCCUAACCACGGCCCUUCUGCUCUCCCUGCUGCUGGACCCCGCGAUUCUCCUGCUCCGGGAGCACCAGGAUCUUCCCGCCCUGGACCAGAACGCCAGUCUCCAUGUGACGUUUGACCCAAAGACCAUGACACUAAGGUGGGACUGCAGGGAAAACAUCACCUCUGGGGAGUGCCUGAUGACGAUGCACAAGGAGAACUCACGGGUUAAGAAAGGGAUCAAAGGCAAGGAAUGUCGGUGUACCUUCCAAGACCAUUCUCUCCACGGGGGCGUUUCGUUCACGGUUAAAGUAAACAUCGGCCAAAGAUGGAUUUCAGAAACGCUGGUCUACAGCAACCCAGGUGUGGAGGGCACCGCCGCCCAAAACUUCUCCUGUCUUAUCUACAACGCGGAUUUCAUGAACUGCACCUGGGCAAAGGGCCAAGCAGCCCCAAAUGACAUCCAAUAUUUUUUGUAUAUACGAGACUCAAAGAAGAAAAUCGAGAGAGAAUGUCCUCGGUACUUAUCAGACUCGGGAACCCACGUGGGAUGUCACCUCCAAAACAUCUCGGGAUUAAGUUUUUACAGUUACUUCCUGGUUAACGGUACCAGCCAAAAGUCAGGAAUCCAGUUCUUUGACUCGGUUUUGAUGUUAAAGGAAAUAGAGAGAUACAACCCUCCCAACAACAUCACCGUGUACUGCAAUGAAUCCCACUGCUUCAUCCAGUGGGAAAAGCCCAGGACCCGAAAAACACUGUCUGACAGGGAGUUCCAGUACCAGCUGGACAUCCAGAGACAGAGCAAUAUCAGACGCAGUGAAAAUCAACUGAUUGUGGUGUCUGGUGAUUUGGGAAAUAAGUACAACUUUCCGAGCCCGCACCCCAGGGCCACGCACACCCUGAAGAUGAGAACAGCAGACGCCCGGCGCGCUGAAUGGGGAACCUGGAGCCAGCCCGUCCAGUUCGGCUCCGAAGAACUAGAAUCCAGCCUGGUGCAUGUCUACGUGCUGGUGGUCCUGGGGACCCUUGUCUGCGGCCUGAUGCUCGGCUGCCUUUUCAAAAGGUUCCUCGCAAGGCACAGCUUAUUCCCGCCGAUUCCACGGAUCAAAGACAAACUGAACGAGAACCAACACGUAGACCACGAGAGCCUCUGGGAGAAGUUCACACACGACGCAGGGAAGGCUGACAGGGAGGACGUCUUAACGGUGGAAGAAGUGGCCCAAGGCCCCGCCAGCGGGUGAAUUUCAGAUGCCUCCACGCCCCGGAGUUUCCUGGAAAUCAAUUUUCCAUUUUUCUUCAAUGUUUCCAUCGGUUGUUUUUUUUUUUUUAAUGUUCUAUUAAAUGUUUAACUUUUUAAAAAUU